This is a messenger RNA of Cajanus cajan (pigeon pea), 705 nucleotides long. The record is from RefSeq and is a predicted model, not a curated record. Lineage: Eukaryota; Viridiplantae; Streptophyta; Magnoliopsida; Fabales; Fabaceae.
AAUCAAGUAUUGUGUUGAAAAGGAAAGCGAAGAAAAAUUUCAUGCAGUCCACUCCUUCUCCCAUACGCUGUCGUAUCCUUCCUCUUCUCUCUCUCUUUCUCUCUCUUCUUUCUCUCUCCUCCGGUGCCACCAAUGGAGGAUCUCUGGAAGCGCGCCAAGACCUUCGCCGAAGAGGCGGCGAAGAAAUCCCAAUCCCUCACUCCGUCCUCCUCUCGCAUCGCCGAUCUCGUCUCCGAAACGGCCAAGAAAUCCAAAGAGCUCGCCGCCGAGGCCUCCAAGAAGGCCGACAUCCUCAAGACCGCCGCCCUCCGCCAGGCCGACCAGAUCAAGUCCUUCUCCGACACCAUCGCCUCCGCCGCCACCGCUCCGCCUCCCGCCGCCGCGCCGCUGGAUUUCGAGAAGUUCGGCGUCACCGACGACCUCAGAUCCUUCGUCAAGGGCCUCACUUCCACCACGUUCCAGAACUUUCCCCUCACUUCCGAUGAACCUGAGGGCUCUGAUGUCUCCACUGUGGGAUCCAAUGUGAGGAAGGAUCUCAAUGAGUUUCAGGAGAAGCACGCCACUCUCGUUUUAACUACUGUUAAGGAAAUUUCAAGAUUGAGAUAUGAACUAUGUCCACGUGCUAUGAAAGAAAGACACUUUUGGAAGAUAUAUUUCACACUUGUCAACACUCAUGUGGCUCCGUAAGUGCUGUAUCAUGCUAAU